Molecule: messenger RNA, 1342 nt
Organism: Elaeis guineensis (African oil palm)
Lineage: Eukaryota; Viridiplantae; Streptophyta; Magnoliopsida; Arecales; Arecaceae
Product: WD repeat-containing protein VIP3
Cellular component (GO): Cdc73/Paf1 complex
Molecular function (GO): protein binding
Source: RefSeq, a predicted model, not a curated record
UGGAUUCGUUGUUCCCCGUCUCCUACCAAAUCUUGGCUUUCCUUGGGAAGAAGAGACGAGCUAUUCCCACGGUUCUCUUUUGGGAUCGAUCCCUUUCGAUUCCAUUCUUUCUCGGCGGCGAGAUGAAGCUCGCGGGGCUGAAAACGGUGGAGAACGCCCAUGACCAGUCCAUCUGGGCGGCGGCGUGGGUUCCGGCGACGGAGGAGCGGCCGGCGCUUCUCCUGACCGGUUCCCUCGACGAGACGGUCCGGCUCUGGCGUCCCGACGAGCUCGCCCCUGCCGGGCCGCCUUCCCGGGGCCACGCCCUUGGGGUGAUCUCCGUUGCCGCUCACCCGGCCGGCACGGUUGCCGCCUCCGCCUCCCUAGACAGCUUCAUCCGGGUGUUCGACGUCGGUUCCAAUGCCUCCAUUGCCACCCUCGAGGUCCCUCCGUCCGAGGUCUGGAGCAUGCAGUUCGAUCCCAAGGGUACUGUCUUAGCAGUUGCUGGUGGUAGCAGUGCUUCAGUCAAGCUGUGGGACACUUCAACGUGGCAGCUAAUUUCCAACCUUGCUGUUCCACACCCAGAAGGGGCCCGAUCUGAUAGGACUGGUAGUGGCAAAUUUGUGCUUUCUGUUGCAUGGAGUCCUGAUGGCAAACGAUUAGCUUGUGGAUCUAUGGAUGGCACAAUUGCUGUCUUUGAUGGAGCCCAUGCCAAGUUCCUCCACCACCUUGAUGGCCACUCUGGGCCAGUUAGGUCCCUUGUGUUCUCCCCAGUGGACCCCCGUGUGCUCUUCACUGCUUGUGAUGAUACCCAUGUGCGAAUAUACGAUGCAGAUGGGAAGAGCAUAGUUGGGGCUAUGUCAGGCCAUGUCAGCUGGGUGUUGACUGUAGAUGCCAGCCCAGAUGGUGCAGCCAUAGUGACUGGGUCCAGUGAUAAGACGGUUCGUCUUUGGGAUCUCAGCAUGAGAGCUGCAGUGCAAACAAUGACCAACCACUCGGCCCAUGUGUGGGGUGUAGCAUUCCGGCCACCCGGGGGGACAGGUGUACGUGCAGUUCGGCUUGCAAGCGUAUCUGAUGACAAUAGCAUCUCAUUGUAUGAUUACUCAUAAUAUCGACAAAGAUGAUGACAGUGAGCUUGUUAACUGAAGCAGUAGCACUGAGGUGUUCAUGCUUUGUUUCCUAGUUGCUUUACUGAUAAUUCUUUGUCAUACAAAAUCUGACACCCCAUGGAAGAGGGCUAGGCAAAAGUUAGGUUUGUGUACUGUCUGUUAUCUGCUAGUGUGGUAAAGCUAUUUUACUGACUGAAAAUUGGGAACAUCAGUGUAACAUUUUUAUUAAAUGCUGCUUGAAGGGUUUCACUGCA